ACUACAUUAGAAAGAGGGUGUUAUUUUUGGGAUCACAUGGGUCUUCCCUAGGUAUUUUCACACUCAGCCCAAGCUGAGAACCAGGGAUACGGUCUGCCCAGUUUCCCAUGCUUUCUACACUGUGGGAUAAUGACUUAUUACCUGUCAGAUCUAAGGGGGCCUGGGACUGUCCUACAGGAAAAGGCUGGACAGAGCCUUUGUUAUUUUCAUGCAACCCCACCCUGACUCAACCAAGAUAGUGUGGGCUAAUGGAAUUUCAUUGUCAGAUGGUUAAGGAUCUACAGUUGGUCUUGGAUGCAGGAAGCGAAAUAGCCUGGCUUUAUUAGAUUGUUUGAAACAACCCCACCCUAAAUCUGGAGGGAAUAGUAUGUAGACGUUCCUGGAUAAGUUGGGCUUUACAAACUACUCGUAUUCGACCUUGUAGACAGGUUAAUUAGUGUUUUUUAAUCAUGGCCACCGCUUCACCCAUGUAGGACAUCAGUCUUAAUAGUGUUAUAGUAAGGACUAAUUCACUGUAUAACUGGUCAUAUUAUUACUGCUUGAUAGUAAAGAUCCCCUUAAAUAAACAUCCUAAUCUUGUUUCACUGUGAGAUUUAUUUGAAAUAUGAGACUUCAAGUUCAAUUCUUCAAGUGCACUGUACUGUGCCUGUAACUCCUGUUUUGCCAGGGGAAAAACAGCAAUGUUCUAUGGACCCAUCGACUCCGGGCUUGGACCUCUGCCUAGUGGCCUCAGAGGAAGGCAGACAGACUGAUAUCUGGGUGUCAGGGAUUCUUGGAGGCCUGCGGUCCAACUAAGUUUAGUUGGGAGUGAAAGAGGAGAAGGAGCCUGUACUGUACAAGACUCACAUCACUCUAGGUGACCCGUCUCCUGACUGAGUGGGGUUAGCAUGGUAUGCUGCAGAAUGGCAAGAAGUUUGACUCUUCUCGAGACAGAAACAAGCCCUUCAAGUUCAAGAUUGGACGACAGGAAGUCAUCAAGGGUUGGGAGGAAGGAAUUGCACAGAUGAGCGUUGGCCAGCGGGCGAAGAUCACCUGUACACCAGACAUGGCCUACGGAGCCACAGGCCACCCCGGAGUCAUCCCUCCUAACGCCACCCUCAUCUUUGAUGUAGAGCUCCUUAAACUAGAGUGAGCCACACUCUCUUUCUGAGGUCAGGGAUGAAAGGUCAAACAGGGCCCGAAUGGUCCCUCGCCACAUCAUCCUUUGAGGGGGAGGCACUAUUGAGCAACCAACCCACCCCCGUCUGCUCCUUUUUGUUUUUUAGCAUCCUCAACUUCUCAUCUCUUAAAACGUGCUGUUAUGUUGCCAACAUUGUGUCACUCUAGAUGGAUUCUUCUUGCCACUAAACCAAUUCGAGACAUUUUAAUCACUGAUACAAUAGUUUGGCUUCCUCUUCAUGUUUUAAAUUUUUUAUUAUGUCCAUGAGCCUUGUUUUUUCCUAAUUUUUUCCCUUUGACUUUAGGUUGUACAUUUUAUUGACUCUGGGUACACAGAAACAUAGAACCAUCAGAUGAAUACCAUGAUAUGUUGCUAUAAAUAGUCACUGCCUUCCGGUUGUUUAUAGCUCAAAGUGUAACAUUACCACAUCUCAGGGUUCCUCAACUCUGGUUCUGGAGAGCUACCUGGAGCGGCAAGUGGAUUAAGUCUUUUGUUUCAGCCCAGGACCAAUGCAGAUAGUAGUGCUGGUCUGGUUUGAAAACCCCAGACACUCCAUGUAGGUCUCCAGCACAGGAGAUGGAGAACCCUGUCAUAUCACGACUGGGCAUUACCACCCACUGUCUACACUGCCUCUUUUGAUGUCUUUCCUGCUGAAAGCUUUAAGGGUCAGGAGUUUUCCUUGACCCUAAGAUCUGAUCUGGGAAUGCCAGGUAACACUACAGGUGAAUGACAAAUCACCCACUUGGCCCCUCUUAACUUUAUUUGCGCAUUCCCGAUUUGCAAAAGUACCCUGAAGAAGUGUCCUAACACUAAGGGAGAGAAAAGUAUUCAGGGUCUUUGGGCCCAUUUGAAGCUCCAUUGGCCCCUUCAACCAAAUCUGUGACACAGCGCACUUCAUAGGAAUCCCAUAAGGUGCUGCGUUAUUUUACAGUUUCUGCAAUUUCACACAAACUAAUAACAAGUGUGUCCUGAAGUUUAUGGGUUUAUUGACCCCAUCAUCACACUCUGUAAGUCACUUUAGGAGUUCAGUCAAAAACAUGAGAGACAAUAUAGCCCUUCAAGAAAGAUUGUACAGGGUGGUUUAUGAUUCACAUGUAAUACUAUGGCUAUAACUAGGCCCUUUGAGUUGGUCAGGUAGAAAUUAUGAAAAAAUUAUGAGGUAAUUAUAAUUGAUUUCCUGUGUUUAGUACAUUUUGUAUCCCUUGUAAAGAGUUACUUUAAGAACACCACAGAUAUGCACAAAUGAAGGAAAUCAGGAACACAAAUCAGUACUGUACAUUACUAUAACCUGUGAGUAUUAUGACAGUUUAAUUAAUGAACUCUUAAUAAAGAUUGUGAGAAUGGUGUUUAUUUAUAAUCUGUGAAUGUUUGUUAUGAAGUUAAAGCAUUUUAUCCCUUAAUUUAACAGAGUAAAUUGACUUUUUGAACAGUCAUCAACGGAACAAAUUCAUAAUAGACAAUUCUAAAACCUUCCCUUGAAGAAAACCAAUCACACACAAAAUAACCCCACCGAAGAGACAUUGCCAUCUUGUGGUGGCAAAGCAGAAAUCAACAUAUUAUACACUUGGGACGAACAUAUAUAUUCAGAGUGAGUCAUACGUCUCUACCCGGUUUGGCCACUACCAUUUUACAUGUAUUUGAUCGCAGGCAAAUCUUUCUUGCAAAACCUUCUCAAACGCUAUAAAUGGAAAUUCAUUGAAACAGACGUUAUUCUUAAUUCUAGGGAAGAGACAUGUUUGUCUACAUAAUAUUGUAUCUGAACGUUCCAGAAAAUAAAAACAAAUUGAACUCAA
Esox lucius (northern pike) is the source of this 2952-nucleotide messenger RNA. It is a transcript of the gene fkbp1b, whose product is annotated as FKBP prolyl isomerase 1B. The record is from RefSeq and is a predicted model, not a curated record. The transcript is spliced from 3 exons. NCBI's taxonomy places the organism in Eukaryota, Metazoa, Chordata, Actinopteri, Esociformes, Esocidae. Gene Ontology annotation, molecular function: peptidyl-prolyl cis-trans isomerase activity. Bases 893 to 1132 code for a protein of 79 amino acids.